Messenger RNA from Dromiciops gliroides (monito del monte), 2961 nucleotides. RefSeq names its product cilia and flagella associated protein 418 (gene CFAP418). The record is from RefSeq and is a predicted model, not a curated record. The coding region runs from base 125 to 814 and encodes 229 amino acids. The transcript has 6 exons. Gene Ontology annotation, cellular component: cytosol. NCBI's taxonomy places the organism in Eukaryota, Metazoa, Chordata, Mammalia, Microbiotheria, Microbiotheriidae.
AGAGCCGCAGACGGCACGCGCCUCCAGACCACGCGUUGCCCUAGGCAACCAGCCCAGACUAUGGGAUGACGGUAGAGUGGAGUGGGAAGGGAGGCGGUGGAAGGAAGGGGAAGGACCGGCCAAGAUGGCGGAGGACCUGGACGACCUAUUGGAUGAGGUGGAGUCCAAGUUCUGUGGACCCAAAUUCUUGAGUCCGGGACCUCUCGAGCGGCCUCCGGGGAGGGGCAACACCGUGGGCUGCAGCAGGAACAGCGCCGACCGGGAGAUAGAGGACGACGACUCUUUCGACGACGACGACGAGGACGACGACGAGGAGGAUGACGACGACGACCUCAGAUCAACUAAAAUAGUAUUGAAAGCUGAUGAUGAUCUCGAUGGCCUAAUUAAUGAAAUCUUUGAAGAGCCCUGUUUUGACAGAAACCCUAUUAAAUUAAAAUCUAAAUCCUCAAAUCACACAUCUGUCAGAGCUUCCAUUCAAGUACUUGGCAAAAGAUGCAGUCCAGUAUAUGUUGGAGGAAGCUCUGCUCCAUGUGGUAUAGGAACAAAUACUUCCCAGAGAACAUGUGACCAGUUGCGAUGCACAGCUUGUGAUUUCCGUGUAUUAAGCUUUGAUGACUACAUGUGGGAUAAAUCCUGUGAUUAUCUAUUUUUCAGGAACAACAUGCCUGAAUUCAACAAGUUGAAAACAAAGAUGACAAAGCGGAAAGGGACACGGGCCUAUGCUUGCCAGUGUAGUUGGAGAGAUGUAGAAGAGCUCACUGACCUCCGAACUGAUCAGCAACUUCGAUGGGUUUGUGGUAAACAUAACGAGUGAAGUUUGCUCACCUUCCAGCCAGUUUUUUGUGGAAAGGCCAUCUUUUAUGGGAGCUGACUCUGGAACGAUUGUAUAGUGAAGCAAGGUCGACAAUUGCUAUCAUUUGUGCCUCUUCACAGAAGAGAGUAGAAUUAUUUGACUGAGUAAAUUUUACAAAUUUCCAAAGUCCACUGGGCUAGGAAAGAUAAUCAUUCAGGCCUUAAUACUUCAGAAUCAUUCUUUUCUCCUUACUAAUAAUAUGUGUGAGUACUGCCUAUAAUAAGCAAAAUCACCAGUUAAACUCUCCCCAUUUCUUGAGACCCUGAUGUUUGCCCUCCUUUCUCUUUUUAGGCCACAUGGUGUUCUUCCAGCAUCAAAUAUUUAUGAAGUCGUUUUUAAUAUAUAUUUUAUUUUCUCCCCAGUUACAUGCUAAAUUUUGAGUUCCACAGUAAUAUAAUCUAGUGGUAUCUAAUGUAAAUAUGAUUUAUAUAUGUAGAAAUUAAAGAAAUGCUGACCAUCGCACACAAAAAAGCCCCUCACCGUAAAAUAUAUGUGCAUCAGUAUCGUCCAUAUCUAUCCAAUCUAGUGUUGCCAAAGACCAUAAGAAGAUGUAGCAGAAACCACAGAAUGACUGUGAACUCUGGAGACAUUUUACAGAAUUCUCAAAAUAGGUUUACCCAUUUUUGGCAUAUCUCUAGUCAUCCUAGUCACCUUCACAUUCUCCAUAUAUUAUCAGAAAAACAUCCUUUGAUGGCCCAUUUUACUUAUACAUGAUUGUUUCAGUGUGAGAAUUUUCGGAGAACCAAAAACCAUAAAUAUUCAAGAACCAUAUAUACAUAAUACAUAAAUGCAAUGAUGGCAUAUGGAUGCCAUUGUUUUCAUUUUAUAGGUGCUUUAUAGCAUUUGACAUGCAGCAGGAAGUAAGUACAGAGUAGACCUUAGGUCACCUUGAAUUUACCAGUAGGUUGUUUUUCAGUUGUGGGGUAGAGAAUAGAAUUGAAAAGGGAGCUAAUAAAGCAACAUCUGUUAUCAUAGAGUGAUCUCUCAUAAUCCCUCCUACCAUAGCUGUUAGCUGAAGCAAAGUAUUAGACCAAACUUAGAAAAUCUAGGAAUUUUCUAAUAUGCUUUAUAAUCGAAGCAAAGGGACCACUUAACUAGCUCAAGGCACACUGGAAAAAACAGGAUUAUCUUUCAUGUUAUCCUUGCUCUCUUUGUAGAAGAAAAAGAUGCAUCUGAUCACAAAAUCUUUUCCCGGUCAUCACAAUGAUGUGCAAAAUGAUCAGCUUACCCUGUUAAUAAAGCUAGCAUAUAUCCAUAUUGAAAAUAUGAUGAAACAUUCAAUCUACAGGUUUUUUAAAAGGCUUUUUCUAUAGUGACUUUUUAUUGCUUGAAAAUUACUUAAAACUAAACAAAUUAUUAUGAAUAUAUUUGCCAAAAAGAAAACCCAGUAAAGUCACUAUUCUGCAAAUUAGCAAACUCUAGCACACAUAACAAGGAUUGGUGAUGUUAGACCUAUUAGAUAUGUUGAUUUUAAAGGUAUCAAUAUAGCCUCUGUUACAGGGUGUUUUAAGCCAUGAUAGAAAUUUCUUUUACUGAAAUUUUAUUUGAAAAAGCUAUUUUGUUCCCAUUUUAGAGGCCUCAUUUUCUUUUUUUGUUUGUUUCCACUAGUUCAGUAUACCUGCCCUGUGCCUUUAGUGACCCAACAUAAUAUUGACAUUCAGCAAAUUAAUUAAUAUGCCAAUGUCAGGAAAAUAGUUUUGAGUUCUCAUUUAUAAGCUUUUUAGUACUGCACCAUUUUGUAUCUAAAAUGUGGAUAAAGUAUUAUAUUUAUAUAUAGAUUGAUAUUUUAUUAGAGGUUAUAAUCUGAUUAAAAUGUGACUUUUAGUAUCAAUAUAAAAGAAAAUUACAAUUUCUCCAGAUCUUAGGGGGAAAAAAACCUAAUAGAUUUUAAACUGUUUCCAAAUGUCCUACCAAAAUAUUUACUAAAUUUUAGAAUCUUUUCUAUCUUUGCCUAAUGUGUAGCUUGUCCAAAAAAAAAGGUGCCCAGUCACCUCAUUUUGUGUACUCGAUCUUCAGCCUGCCUCAGUAAGACAUCAAAAAUAAGUAUCAUAAUGUGUUGUGUUCAUGUUUUCUAUAUUAUUCAAUAAAGAUAGUACUGUGAGAGUCAA